Messenger RNA from Caenorhabditis bovis, 852 nucleotides. Lineage: Eukaryota; Metazoa; Nematoda; Chromadorea; Rhabditida; Rhabditidae. The record is from the annotation of a GenBank genome assembly.
AUGGCGCAACUCUCGCGAUUCCAAUUAAUCAAUCAAGUGAUUGUGGCAAGUGAGAUCAUAUUUUUCAAUAUUUUCGGCCUUUUUGGAAAUGUGAAUUUGAUAUUGCUCACAUAUUUCAAGCCGCAAUUGCGCAGCAAAUCGUCAAUUCUACAAUGCAUUCAAUGCUUCAGCCAUAUCAUUUGUCUAUUGUUCGAGCUACCCAAUUCGGCCCUCUUGUUUACCGGAAUUCAAUUGCGACGUCCCGCAAUGAUGCUCAUUCUGGUCAUCGAUCUCUAUAUAAUGCUUCUAAACAUCACAAUGUAUCGAAAUGUGGAAACCAAAAAGUACAUCUCAUUUUCGCUCGUGUUCCCCAUCGCAUAUUCAACAUUCAUCGUCAUAUAUGGAUAUGUGAAGGCUGACGAUCAAUACGUCUUAUUCUGCAAUCCACCGCUGUCAAUGCAUCCCGACGUCCAAUCAGUCUGGCUAAUCUGCAAUGUUCUUAUCAACUUCAUCGUUCUCAUCCUCUUCAUUGCCCUCGUUCUGAUCUUUCGAGCCAAAGGAAGACGCGCGAAUCGAACAUCCCGCCGCCUCGCGCAACGCCUCAAACUCUCCAUCAUCAUCUUCGUGUUCAGCUGGUUCAUCGCCGAACUCGGCGGCCACGUGUUCAAGGCCAUCGGCCUUCAAGGCGAUCUACUAGCAUUCUUGCAGAGCAACAUGGUCUUUUUUGUGCUCAUCUGCUAUUCGCAAUCCUUCUAUUCGAUCGUUUGGAAAUCGUCGGAAUAUCGCAAUAUGUUCGUCGAGAUGUGGCGUUGCGCUGACAAAUUCUCCACAACCACGACAACUGUCGUCUCAACAAUCCAUUCAAAAUUGUAA